AUGACGACUUCGCUGCUUGUGCAUCCACGCUGGGCGGACACCUUGAUGUACGUUUAUGAAAAAAGCCCGAAUGAAAGCGGACCGAAUAAAAGCCAAACAAUGGAGGGACUGAGCGGUAAUUGCCCCGCGACCCACUGCAGGGACCUGAUGUCGCACCCCGCCCUGGGACGACACUCCGGCACCAUAGCGACCCACCAAGGCUCCGUCUACUCGGAUAUUUCCUCGCCGGACAGCGCUCGCCAGUGUCCAGCCCCGCAGUCGUCCUCGGGCGCCUCGCUCAGCUACGGCUACCCGUUCGGGGGCCCGUACUACGGCUGCAGGCUGUCCCACUCGCACAACGUCAACUUGCAGCAGAAGCCGUGCUCGUACCACCCCGCAGACAAAUACGCCGAGCCCAGCAGCGCGCUGCCCACCGAGGAACUGUCUAGCCGGGCCAAAGAGUUUGCCUUUUACCCCAGCUUCGCCAGCUCGUACCAGGCCGUGCCGGGAUAUCUGGACGUGUCGGUGGUGCCCAGCAUCAGUGGCCACCCCGAGCCGCGGCACGACGCCCUCAUCCCCAUGGAGGGCUACCAGCACUGGGCUCUCUCCAAUGGCUGGGAUGGGCAGGUGUACUGCUCCAAGGAACAAUCGCAGUCCAGCCAUCUGUGGAAGUCACCGUUUCCAGAUGUGGUGCCCCUGCAGCCUGAGGUGAGCAGUUACCGGCGUGGCCGUAAAAAGCGCGUCCCUUACACCAAGGUGCAGCUGAAGGAGCUGGAGAAGGAGUACGCAGCCAGCAAGUUCAUCACCAAAGACAAGAGGAGGCGCAUCUCGGCCGCCACCAACCUCUCAGAGCGCCAAGUCACCAUUUGGUUCCAGAACCGGCGGGUCAAGGAGAAGAAGUUCGUCAGUAAAUCCAAGAGCAACCACCUGCACACCACCUGA
This is a messenger RNA of Entelurus aequoreus (snake pipefish), 921 nucleotides long. RefSeq names its product homeobox C13a (gene hoxc13a). The transcript has 2 exons. The record is from RefSeq and is a predicted model, not a curated record. Bases 1 to 921 code for a protein of 306 amino acids. Gene Ontology annotation, biological process: regulation of transcription by RNA polymerase II. Gene Ontology annotation, molecular function: DNA-binding transcription factor activity, RNA polymerase II-specific; RNA polymerase II cis-regulatory region sequence-specific DNA binding. Lineage: Eukaryota; Metazoa; Chordata; Actinopteri; Syngnathiformes; Syngnathidae.